GCCGACAUCUUUCAUGCUUACCACAUAGCUAUUGAACACGGAAUUCCAGCCGACCAUAUCAUCACCAUGGCGUACGAUGAUAUUGCUUACAACCCCGCGAACCCAUAUCCUGGCCAGGUAUUCAAUAGGCCGUUUGGACCAAAUGUUUAUCCUGGUGUCAUUAUUGACUAUAAAGGUGAUGAUGUUACACCCAGUAAUGUGAUUGCUAUCUUAACUGGGAACUCAAGCGCAGUAAAGGGUGGCAAUGGUCGAGUUGUGGAAAGCACAGCCGAGGAUAACAUCUUCGUAUAUUUCGCUGAUCAUGGCGCCACCGGCAUAAUUGCUGUAAUCGAUGAUGAGGUAAGCUUCAUUACACAACUGACCUUAUUAAAUAUUAAUCAUUAUGGAAGUAGGUCCCAGUAA
Molecule: messenger RNA, 402 nt
Organism: Gongylonema pulchrum
Lineage: Eukaryota; Metazoa; Nematoda; Chromadorea; Rhabditida; Gongylonematidae
Source: the annotation of a GenBank genome assembly